CGCUCGCGGGCCGCGGCGUUUCUGCGUUUGGUUCCGUCGCGGCGAGCGCCGCGCGGCCGUAGCCCGGGCCGUUUCUUAGGUUCCGGGCGGUUUCGCGCCGGCGCGUCUUGGCGCGAGGCGGCCGCCGCCGUAUGUUAUCAACGCUGGCGCGUGCCUCUGGUGCGGGCGCCGACUCGGUGAUGUCCGUGGGCUUCUCGUCGUCGGCCAUCUUCGAUGAUUAGGUCUUGGGCUUUGGAUAGCUGGAGCUGGAGCAGUCAACUGUCCGCGCUUGUAAUUUUGAGCCGUGCGCUGGAUCGCUGGGAGCUAGAUCCUUCAAAUCUGUUCCCGAGGCCUGCCCUUCUGCUAAGGCGGGACCGGUACAAAGACAAAAUGGCAGCGUUUGCCCGCCCAACCCGCGCGAAAAGACAAGGCGCCGACUAGAGCCCUGCAUUGGUCCAGCAGUCCAGCACCUCCUGCUGGACCGGUGCUUGGAGUUGUCGGAGGUAAAGCUGUAGUCGACUCGACAUGCGAUUGCCGAGCACUGCCGGUCUCCAGACUGGACCGCCGGGUCAACAUGAUCCCUCUGUAGCUGCGCGUCGCGCUAUAAAGUACCGCAGUGUUGGUACCGCCCGUGGCCGGUUUUGAAGUACUGCCGUGCAUCAGAGGCCGAGACCAAACAUUCCGGCUAGAAUCAGCCUGAACCCCAAUCGACGCGCCCGCAAUUGCAAGCUAUAGACUUGCUACGAUGCGCCGCGUCGCCUCCGGCGCGAGCGUGGCCCCGCUGGCCGCGCAGCUGAGCCCCGUGCUCUCCGUCGCGGCGCGCGAGGGUCCGUACGCGUUUAAGUUCGAGGGCCUGACGCUUUGGCUUGUACCGCGCCCGCGUCCUUGCCGUCUUCGUCCUCGAGGCCGCCGCCGCCGCGCCGCCGCCGGUCGAAACCGCGCGAAACGCGCGUUACAGACGCGAGAUUCCGUCGCGAUGCGGUGACAUCAUCGCGCGCGCAGGUCACGAAGAACGCCGACAUAAAAGCGACCAUCGACGCCAUGAACCCGAACUGCCCGCGCUACCAGGCCCACGCUACAUUACAUUAUAACAUGGGCUCGGACGAGAAACAAGCCCGAGCAAAGUUCACGGAGUUAAGAGAGCAGCUCCAGUCGCAAGGCCAAGGGCCGUUAGACCUCAAGUGCGCGGGCCCGCCGGAGUACUGGGGCGACCACGCGCCCUACGACAUGCGGGCCAUCGGCCUGACGCAUCACCGAACGCAAGAACUCGACGCGCUCCACGCCCAGGCUGCGGCCGUAUUCGGGCUGGACUACGAGGAGCCGACGCCCCACACGUCUUUAGUGUACGACUGGAUCGGGUCGCCGGCCGUGAACCAAGGCGUUGUGGAUGAAAUUCGCGAAAAGUGGCCGGCGCUCGGCGGGUCCGUGCGCUUCGACGGCUUGGCCCUGGUAGAUAUGAGGGACGCGGACGUGGGCGAGUGGAAGAUCCUGGACCGCAUGGACUUCGCCGAAGAAGAACAGUACGAGGAAGACGACCUGGAGACGGUCGCCACCGCCUGAGACGGCUAUUGUGUAAGAUAGAAGCAUUA
Pelagomonas calceolata is the source of this 1568-nucleotide messenger RNA. NCBI's taxonomy places the organism in Eukaryota, Pelagophyceae, Pelagomonadales, Pelagomonadaceae. The record is from the annotation of a GenBank genome assembly.